Cavia porcellus (domestic guinea pig) is the source of this 1942-nucleotide messenger RNA. It is a transcript of the gene Abhd8, whose product is annotated as abhydrolase domain containing 8. Gene Ontology annotation, molecular function: catalytic activity. The record is from RefSeq and is a predicted model, not a curated record. The transcript is spliced from 5 exons. The coding region runs from base 205 to 1485 and encodes 426 amino acids. NCBI's taxonomy places the organism in Eukaryota, Metazoa, Chordata, Mammalia, Rodentia, Caviidae.
GGAGGGAUUUAAAGGGCUGGUUCCUUAGGUGGCGGCGGCGAGAUGCCCCUGCGCUGACCGCCCGGGCCCGCGCUCGCCAGCGUAGACGCGCCCGGGCUGACCUCGCGGCACCAUGUAAACGGCGCCCGCAGGCGGACGCUGCUUUCCGCGCCCGGGACCCUUCUGCCCAGCCACGGGCCCCGGGGCCCUCGAUGAGGACACGCCAUGCUGACCGGGGUGACCGAGGGCUUCCUCUGCUGCCUGCUGGGCUCCACCCCCAACGCUGUGGGGCCGCUGGAGAGCGUCGAGUCGGGCGACGGAUACACUUUCGUGGAGGUCAAACCAGGCCGCGUGCUGCGGGUGAAGCACGCGGGCCCUGCGCCCGCGCCUUCGCCCCCACCACCCCCAGAAACGGUGCAGGGCAACCGGGCAGGCCUGGUGCGCUGCCAGCGCCGAAUCACCGUGUACCGCAACGGGCGGCUGCUGGUGGAGAACCUGGGCCGCGCACCACGAGCCGACCUAGGGCAUGGGCAAGGCGACUGCGAGCCCCCGGCCGCGCUCGAGGUGGAGCUGGCCGAGCCCGCGGGGGCUGAGGGCCGCGCGCAUGCUGGGGGCUCGGGGAGCGGGCGUCGGCGUCGCGCACGGCGCCCCAAGAGGACCAUUCACAUUGACUGCGAGAAGCGCAUCACCAGCUGCAAGGGCGCACAGGCAGAUGUGGUGCUGUUCUUCAUCCACGGUGUGGGCGGCUCGCUGGCCAUCUGGAAGGAGCAGCUGGACUUCUUUGUGCGCCUGGGCUACGAGGUAGUGGCACCCGACCUGGCGGGCCACGGGGCCAGCUCGGCGCCGCAGGUGGCCGCCGCCUACACCUUCUACGCACUGGCUGAGGACAUGCGGGCCAUUUUUAAGCGCUACGCCAAGAAGCGCAAUGUGCUCAUUGGGCACUCCUACGGCGUCUCCUUCUGCACCUUCCUGGCCCACGAGUACCCGGACCUGGUGCACAAGGUGAUCAUGAUCAACGGUGGCGGCCCCACGGCUCUGGAGCCCAGCAUCUGCUCCAUCUUCAACAUGCCCGCGUGCGUCCUGCACUGCCUGUCACCCUGCCUGGCGUGGAGCUUCCUCAAGGCCGGCUUUGCACACCAAGGGGCCAAGGAGAAGCAGCUGCUGAAGGAGGGCAACGCGUUCAACGUGUCGUCUUUCGUGCUGCGGGCCAUGAUGAGCGGCCAGUACUGGCCUGAGGGUGAUGAAGUGUACCACGCCGAGUUGACCGUGCCCGUGCUGCUUGUCCACGGCAUGCACGACAAGUUCGUACCAGUGGAGGAAGACCAGCGAAUGGCAGAGAUUCUGCUGCUGGCCUUCCUGAAGCUCAUCGAUGAGGGCAGCCACAUGGUGAUGCUGGAGUGUCCUGAGACGGUGAACACGCUGCUGCACGAGUUCCUGCUCUGGGAGCCUGAGCCUUUGCCCAGGGCUCUGCCGGAUCCCCAGCCCGCACUGGCGGAGGAGAAGUAGCUGAGAGGACAACAGUGCUGAGCAGAACCGCAGCCAAUCAGGUCUGCGGACGGGCCCCUGAGCGGGGCAUUCACGGUGGUGGGCGGUCCGCACCUCGGUAGGCGGGGCCUGGUGGGAGACGCCCCCAGGCCGCGGGCCCGCGCUUGCGCGGAGGGACCCGGCCUACUUCCGGCUUGCGCGCUCGGUGCAUUCUGGUCGGUGGUGGACGCUGAGGUUGUACAGAGGCCCCACCGCGCGCCCUCCCACCGCUCUGUCUUCCGUGUCGCCUGUGCUUGCCCUGGGGCUCUCCUCCUUCCCCUCGGAAGGGGGUUCGGUUCUGUUGCCCGAGACCCGCACCUUUGCCCAACUCCUCAGCGCUGGGAGCUAUUGUUGCCCAAGGGGGGAGGGACUGGGGCGGGGCUGACUUCCGAACUGCACAUCUUUACUGAAACUCAAUAAACAUUAAGUGACAAUCCGA